AUGACAGGGACCCCUACAACAUACCCUGAGGCCUGCCUGCCUGCGCUGACUGACCUGGACAUGCAUUCCUCGGGGUCACCAUCUCCUACCCCGCCCCCUGGACCGAUGAGGGUCAUCUCCGUCCACAACAAGCUAAAAGAGGGGCAGUCACAGGCGGAUCAUACAGCUUGCUACACUUCAGCACAAGGGCAGCCGAGCACGUGGGGCACCCAAAAUGGCCCCGGCAGUCACACCAUGCAAGCUACACAGCGCACCCGAACCGGAGACCCACAAGGAAGUUAUGUAACGUCUCGAGGCUGCCUUCACCCGGUUCUGGCACGACCUAUGUGA
This is a messenger RNA of Pelobates cultripes (western spadefoot toad), 330 nucleotides long. The record is from the annotation of a GenBank genome assembly. NCBI's taxonomy places the organism in Eukaryota, Metazoa, Chordata, Amphibia, Anura, Pelobatidae.